CCUUUGCUUCUCUCCUUGUUCAUACAUCAUUUUUCUCUGUCUCUGUUAUCACAAUCAUAUAGAUCAUACAGUUGAAAUGCAGUUGCAGUACUAACAGUUUUUGAUCGACAUCGAGCGAAUCAUGCGAAGGUUUCUUCCCCGAGAGGGAGAGCCCGCAGUGAGUUGGAUUUGGAACUCCGAACAACUUGAUUAAUAUUCGAGCGAGAGGGAGGACGGCCCACAGAGGGGAGAGAAUGAGACGAGCGGAAGUCAGCACGUUCAUAUAUUUGAUGUCGUCCUCGCCCGAGCAGUAUGUUCUUGCAGCAAGCGCAUGAACCAAUAUGUGUCGCUUUGCCACUUCGUUUCUGCGUUUUUUGAUUCUUGCUGAAUGUGAACACCCACGAAGACAAGAUACGAAAACUUGUUCGAAUCACUUACUACACAGUGGCAAGAACGUCCUCGAACACCUCGAGUAAAAAUUAUUUUUUUCUUUUCACAAUUCGUUCAGUCAUUCUCUUUGUUUCCGUCGCCGAAUACAAGAAAACAUACAUUGACAUUCGGAUUAGCCACAAAAAUUUCUGAGCGCAACAAGAAAAACAACCACGAAUACACGAUGGUCGUCACGCCAACCACCAGCACCCACCGCAUCCCGGUGUCCGGAGCGGCAACUGCGGUGCCACCGGGAAUGCCCCGCUUGUCGCCGGUCGGUCCACCUUCGGGCGCUGCCGGCGGCCUGGGUCCCGGGCCGACCUUGAAGCCCGCCUACGUUUCCGCAACCAAGAGAGCAUCGCCGGUUGUGGGCUCCUUGUCCGAGUCGACGUCCGCAGUCGGCCGCAUGGCGCAAGAGUACUGGAAAAAAGAGCAGGACCGCGAGCAGCGAGAAAGGAAACGGGAAUUCAACCGCGACGCAAUUGACCAGAAUCCCUCCAGCAAGCCGUUCUCCAUGUCCACCAGACCAUCGUGAUCGCGGCCGCGGUGUUGUUGAUCGGCGAAGGGCGUUAGUUUAUUGGUUUAGACCUUUCUUGAGUUCGAACAAGUAGCACAAGAUUGAUAAAUGAAGCAUAUGCAAGUUGCUUGUCGCGGCCGCGCAAUGAAAAUGAUAAUGAACCGCCAAGAAAUGCACCGGCACUGAUGUUUCAGUUUCUGUUUCAAGAAACCCUACUUCUCAUCAAAAUCUAUGAGUUACAAUAAAGACAAACUUAGCCUCACUACCGCACUGAAGUCGAUGAAUUCAAAGCGCAAAAAAUGUAGACGUUCCGUCGCUCCCGGGGAAGCGGCAAGUGAAAACGGUUUGAUGCUUUAAAAUUGCAGGUUGAACGAGUUUGUUUAGAAACAAAUUCUGCUCAGCCUCUGUCCGCGGGUCUUCCGAAAAUAUGCGCGCGAGUUGGGCCGCUGGUGCAUCCUGCUCCUGCAUAAGCAUCUUGUUUCUGGUCGUUGGCAAAAAUCGUCGUGGUGUUCUUCAGGAAUAUCUGGCCGACAAUGAUUUUUAUGAUGAAGUAACUUAUACAUAUACAAGAUUUAUUCGGUCUCAGGUUUUUUGCCGACUUCGUUGUCGUUAGGUGUCGCUUCCGGUCUUCUGGUC
This is a messenger RNA of Amoebophrya sp. A120, 1561 nucleotides long. NCBI's taxonomy places the organism in Eukaryota, Dinophyceae, Syndiniales, Amoebophryaceae. The record is from the annotation of a GenBank genome assembly.